Messenger RNA from Oxyura jamaicensis (ruddy duck), 1005 nucleotides. RefSeq names its product F-BAR domain only protein 1-like. Gene Ontology annotation, biological process: clathrin coat assembly; clathrin-dependent endocytosis. The transcript has 5 exons. The record is from RefSeq and is a predicted model, not a curated record. Bases 216 to 755 code for a protein of 179 amino acids. Gene Ontology annotation, cellular component: clathrin-coated vesicle; clathrin-coated pit; cytoplasm. Lineage: Eukaryota; Metazoa; Chordata; Aves; Anseriformes; Anatidae.
GAGGUCCUGGGUGCCCCCAGCAGCCGGUGGAUGCAGCAGUGGGGUGCUGGCACUGGGGCACGUGGGGUGCUGCGCCCCGGGGGCGCUGGGUCUCGGGGUGCCCACGUCCCCGGGGUGAGGUGGCGGUGGCGUCCCCAUGCUUCUCGCCGCCGUCGCCCCGUCCCCGCAGCGACCCGUCGCAGAGCGACCCCAGCACCAAGGACUUCUGGCUGAACAUGGCCGCGCUGACGGGGCACCUGCAGAAGCAGGCGGAGCAGAGCCCGGCCGCCUCCUACUACAACGUGGCUCUGCUCAAGUACCAGUUCUCACGGCUGGGUCCCAGCUCGGCGCCGCUGCGGCUGUGCGUGCGCUGGGACUGCUCGCCGGGCGCCACGCGGGUCAGCGUCGACUACGGCUACAACGCCGGCGCCCUCGCCCUGCCCGUGCCCCUCGCCAACGUCCACGUCCUGCUGCCCCUGGACGAGCCCGUCACCAACGUGCGGCUGCAGCCGGCUGCCAGCUGGAACCUGGAGGAGAAGAGGCUGCUCUGGAAGCUGCUGGACGUCCCCGGUGCGCCGGGGCAGGGAGGCAGCGGCCGGCUCUCGGCCAGCUGGGAGCCCCUGUGCGGGCCCAGCAAGCCCAGCCCCGUGGCGGCCCAGUUCAGCAGCGAGGGCAGCACGCUGUCGGGCGUCGAGGUGGAGCUGGCGAGCGCCGGCUACCGCAUGUCGCUGGUCAAGAAGAGGUUUGCUACGGGGAUCUACCUGGCGGGGUCCUGAGCUGCCUCCCGCUGGAGCCUCCGAGAGCCCCCCCGGGGGCUUCCCCCUUGGUUGUGUGAACUCAAAACACUGGACGAGGCUGGCGGGGAGGGGGCAUCCCCCUCCUCUUCCUCCUCCUCCUCCUCCUCUUCCUCCCCCCUCUGUGGCUGUAACCGCGUCGUCUCCUGCUGCCCGGCGGACGGACCCCGCCGCCCCCCCGUGCUGUGAAGGGAGCAGGAGCUGCUCUUUUAUUAAACACUUUAUUUUCUAA